Molecule: messenger RNA, 456 nt
Organism: Saccostrea echinata
Lineage: Eukaryota; Metazoa; Mollusca; Bivalvia; Ostreida; Ostreidae
Exons: 4
Coding region: 40-456 (138 amino acids)
Source: RefSeq, a predicted model, not a curated record
UCAUCUUCCAAGGUUGGAGCUGAUACUAUUGUUGGAUGGAUGACAGAGAAUGGGGAAACUUUUAUUCAAGACAGAAAAACACUCAGCAAGUCGGAGAUGCCUAUGGAUAGUCAACAAGACAUCACUUUAAUAUCAAGCUCCAGGGAAGAUUCAGUCACUACCUUGACUUUAAGCAGACCUUUAGCUACAAACGAUCCCAGUGAUUUUUCUUUGUUACAUAAUUGCGCCUAUUUUUUAUUUGCCAGAGGUGUCUUCAAUAGCACUACCAAUAUAAAGUACAAUGACAAAACAGCCUUCCUAUCGAACGAGAAAAUAUGUGUACCUUGUACUGAAGUCCAGUCACAGGAAAGUCAAGAGAAAGAUAGGACAUUAUCCAUUUCCUUUAUAAUCAUAAUUGUUACGUUUGCUACUUUCUCUUGUUCUUUGUUCUGGGAAUCCAAGUUUGUGUCAAAGUGA